This is a messenger RNA of Triticum aestivum (bread wheat), 489 nucleotides long. RefSeq names its product ethylene-responsive transcription factor 3-like. Gene Ontology annotation, biological process: regulation of DNA-templated transcription; ethylene-activated signaling pathway. Lineage: Eukaryota; Viridiplantae; Streptophyta; Magnoliopsida; Poales; Poaceae. The annotation marks the transcript as partial. The transcript has a single exon. Gene Ontology annotation, molecular function: DNA-binding transcription factor activity; DNA binding. The record is from RefSeq and is a predicted model, not a curated record.
AUGCCGCCGCAUCACCGAGAAACAUGGGGAUACCGCAGCGUCCGCGCGCUCCCCUCCGACGGCUUCUCCGCUGAGAUCCAGUUCUGCGGGAUGCGCCUCGACCUCGGCAAUUUUGACACCACCAACAAGGCCGCCCGCGCGUACGACACGGCGGCAUGGCACCACCGGUGGCCUCAUAGAACAUCGAACUUCCCCAACGUGCCGACGCAGGAGCGGGCGCAGGAGCUCGCGCCUCUGCCGCGGCUUAGCACCAACGAGGAUCGUUGCGACAACCGGAGGCGGGAGCACCGUCUCGGCAUCGCUCAGAUGGACGAGGAAUCCAUGGUGCUGUGGCGCCAACACUUCCCGCAGGACAUCAUCAACGAGCGCGAUUUGUACGCGCAAAGGAGGGCAGAGAGGGAUAAGAGGAGGGUGGAGCGAUCCGCCUAUCGCGAGGACAAGCGUAGGCGAAAAGCGGAUGCUCAAUUCAUCAUGAGGCUAGGAGCAGCG